Molecule: messenger RNA, 474 nt
Organism: Musca domestica (house fly)
Lineage: Eukaryota; Metazoa; Arthropoda; Insecta; Diptera; Muscidae
Product: cuticle protein 16.5-like
Exons: 2
Coding region: 154-420 (88 amino acids)
Source: RefSeq, a predicted model, not a curated record
UAAAUGUACACAGUAGAUUUGCAUAUUGACCAAAUUAAAUAUAUUAUAUUUAUUGCCAAGUUAUUUUUUGUAUAAAUACUCAGUAAUGUUAAAGAAUUGACAUCAGUUCAAUACGUUCUGCAAACAAUCACACAACAAACCAAACAAUUCAAAAUGUUCAAAUUCUUCGCUUUGUGCUUGAUGGCUGUUGUUGCCUUGGCUGCUGCUAAACCCGGCAUUGUAGCUCCCUUGGCCUACACCGCUCCCUAUGUAGCUGCUGCCCCAUACACUGCUGCCUACACUGCUGCCUAUGCUGCCCCAUACACCGCCGCUUAUACCGCUCCCUACUACUCUGCUGCCUACACCGCACCCUAUGUUGCAGCUCCCUAUGCUAGCGCCUAUACUUAUCCUUAUGCCGCUUCCUACUUGUUGCGUAAAUAGAUUGGAUUUUAAGGAUUUGAGGAAUUGAACGAAUAUUGUUUUUAUUUUGUUGAU